Asparagus officinalis (garden asparagus) is the source of this 2463-nucleotide messenger RNA. Its product is annotated as protein LNK1-like. The coding region runs from base 230 to 2269 and encodes 679 amino acids. Gene Ontology annotation, biological process: circadian rhythm; regulation of DNA-templated transcription. The record is from RefSeq and is a predicted model, not a curated record. The transcript is spliced from 9 exons. Lineage: Eukaryota; Viridiplantae; Streptophyta; Magnoliopsida; Asparagales; Asparagaceae.
AUAAGGGGAAAAAAAGAGAAAUAAACAAAAGGGGAUAGCCACGAAAAAACAAGAGCUCGUUCAGUGAAAUCCAACAGCAGAGAAUCCUCGACGAUUCAUCUCGAUCUAGGGCUAGGGUUAGGGUUUUGGUUCUGGACUGAUUGCUUGCUGCUAAUUUCCGAUUCAGAUUGAAGGAACAAAAAAUAUGAGACCAGAUCCAACGGAUUUGUACAGCUUUGGACCGGGAUAAAUGUAUUACAGGGGGAUGUCAGGUUGGAACUUCGGGGAGCUUGAAGAUAUUGACUGGGAUGUAUUUGGUAGCUGUGAUGACCAUAUAGUGCCACAUCAAGGCGGUGAAUGGUUGGAUGGAUCUUCAGCUCCUAGUGAUGCCCAUAAGAAGCCACACCUUGAAGUGAAAAAUGACGUUGAAAAGAGCAUGUUUAGUAAGGGUUCCGCAACGAAAACUGCCCUUUGGGGCAAAGAAGAUGCAUAUUAUCCUUCUGCGAAAAAUGGAUGCUCAUCCAUCCUAGAGAAAUCACGGCCUCAUACUUCCAAUAUUAUAGUUCCAACAUUAUCUGAUGGUGAGAACACUGCCAAUGACAUUGUUUUACCUUCUCAAGAUGGAAGAAUAUUGAAAUAUUGUGUAAAUGAAUGUGCUGCAGAAAAGAGGAACAUGUGCUCGAAAGAACCUAGUAUAGGAACAAGGAUUUUGACUGAUGAUAGCAAAUCUUGCCUUUCCCAAGACAAUGGUGUUUCCAUAGAUUCUACUCAUCUUUCUUUCCUGGAAAGUGAACAAAAGACCAGGGAUGCAGACCUCGGCUACUAUGAUUGGCCUGAUAUUGGAAAUUUCGAGGACGUUGACAAAAUGUUCAGAAACUGGGAUUCCACAUUUGGACAAGAGCAAACUGGCACUGUUGAUGAGCUUUCGUGGUUCUCAUCUUGUUCAAAUGCAAUUUAUGGAUCAGAGACUGCUUUGGAACAGGGCUUCCAAUCUUCAAGUUCAGAUUUGGCUAAUGUACACGCUAAAACGGAUUCCCAUUGUACCAAUGCCAACUUGUUAUCCAAAAGCAUCACUGCCACAGCUGAUCGUCAGAUGUCAACUUCUUCAAAUUAUUGUCAGUGGUUGGAUACCAAUGCUCUAUCUAGAGGCAGAUCUACUGCAGGCAAAGAAAAGUCAUUUCAUGGAGCAAAUGAUAUAGACAAUGCGGGGCUCAGUCAGAUUAACAGUGAGUGUAGCUUGAAUCAAAAUGAGGCAACUGAUGCAAAGCAGUUAGAAGGCCAGCAGUCAUCAGAAGGCAGGGGAACAAAACAAUCCACAAAUCAAAUGCUUUUGGGUUCUGAUGUUUUAGCUCCUCAAAUAUAUAGUUCUCAGCAAUUUUCGCAGCAAAAUAAUUUGGCACCAAACUACAUGCAUAAUUUUGAUCGCCAAUCACAGCUGGACUAUGGCAUUGCAGCACAUCAGGUUUCCUUUGCACAGAUAAGUUCGAGUCUUGAUUUUGAAAAAGGAUCCACCAGUACAUCAUCAUCUUUUAAAGUUUCGGAUCCCAUUGUCAAUCAUCCCACCCAAUGCUUGGAAAACCUUCCUGAUCAAGUUUAUAUGCCUCAAGUUAUGGCACCAGAGGAGAAUAUGGAAAAACUGUAUCAAGGCCAGCAAUUGUGUAGCACAGUUACUGCUGAACACCCAAUGCAACACUCAGCUUUCCGAAGUAAAAAUUCAGUUCAGAGAAAACCAUCUGGAACCAGAGAUGUCACUAGAAGGGAGGAUGUAAACAAGGAGCUCUCAACAGUUGACAUGGACCAUCAAACAGUAACGGAGAGCGCUGGUGUGGCAUCAGUUUCUUCUGAUGACAUUUCAGCAAAGGUUACUGGCUUUCAGCAGAUUCAGGAUGUGAUGCACCAGUUGGAUGUUCGAACAAAGCUAUGCAUAAGGGACAGUUUGUAUCGGUUGGCUCGGAGUGCUAGGCAAAGGCAUGGUUUCACUACUCAAAAUUUCAGCGACGGCACUACUGAUGCGGAAGGAAUACAUGGUACCGAAGCAUCAAAUAGAUCGGUGGAAUUUGUGGAUGCUGAGACCAACACAAAUCCAAUAGAUCGAUCCAUAGCACAGUUGCUCUUCCACAAGCCUGUACAGCAUGUUGCAAGGUCUGUUGAUGAUGCUAGAUCACUUGAGUCUCAUAUGAUGAACCAGCAGCUUCAUGUUCCCAUCACUAAUCAGGCCUCGGUAACCAAUCAAUUUAACCAUCAAUCCGUGUUUGGUAGCUGUACUGAUAUGGAGACUGACCUAUCAUGAGAUUUUGGUUCAACUGUGAGACCUGCUGCUUUGGAUGUUGACAUAAUGUUGUAAUGUUAUAAGCCAGCAGUAUUUUGACGUGCUUAUUGUAAAUUUGAAUAGAGUAAUAUGUUAGGGAAGAGUUUCAUCAAAGAGAUAAGAUGAGAUGGUACACGGAAGUUAUGUUAUUUAUUUAUGGUCACUGUUUAUUUGCA